Molecule: messenger RNA, 1059 nt
Organism: Arabidopsis thaliana (thale cress)
Lineage: Eukaryota; Viridiplantae; Streptophyta; Magnoliopsida; Brassicales; Brassicaceae
Gene: RABG3B
Product: RAB GTPase homolog G3B
Exons: 7
Coding region: 158-769 (203 amino acids)
Cellular component (GO): plasma membrane
Molecular function (GO): GTPase activity; GTP binding
Source: RefSeq, marked reviewed
CCAGCUAAGACUUUUUUUAGUUCCCAAAAGAUCGAACUUGGCGCUACUUUCAUUUUCUCAUCUCUGUUUUUCCAACAUCCUAAGAACAGAGUUCGUUGCUCCUUUUGUUUUCUUUAAAGAAAAAGUCAGAUUCAGAUACAUACAUACUCUGAAGAACAUGUCGACGCGAAGACGAACUUUACUCAAAGUUAUAAUUCUUGGAGACAGCGGGGUUGGCAAAACAUCGUUGAUGAAUCAAUAUGUGAAUAACAAGUUUAGUCAACAGUACAAAGCUACGAUCGGAGCUGAUUUUGUCACUAAGGAGCUUCAAAUUGAUGACAGGCUUGUCACAUUGCAAAUAUGGGACACUGCUGGGCAAGAGAGGUUUCAAAGUCUUGGUGUUGCUUUCUAUAGAGGUGCAGAUUGUUGUGUUCUUGUCUAUGAUGUGAAUCACUUGAAGUCAUUUGAAUCUCUCGACAAUUGGCACAACGAGUUUCUUACACGGGCUAGUCCACGUGACCCAAUGGCAUUCCCUUUUAUACUUCUUGGUAAUAAGGUUGAUAUUGAUGGAGGAAAUAGCCGAGUGGUAUCUGAGAAGAAGGCUAGAGAAUGGUGUGCUGAAAAGGGAAACAUAGUCUAUUUCGAGACAUCGGCUAAAGAAGAUUACAAUGUCGAUGACUCCUUCUUGUGCAUCACAAAACUUGCCCUUGCAAAUGAACGCGACCAAGAUAUAUAUUUCCAGCCAGAUACUGGUUCGGUGCCUGAGCAAAGAGGAGGUUGUGCUUGCUGAAUGCUGAAGAAACAUUUCUUACUCUCUUGAUUUAUGCAUUACUUGUUGUGUGUGUCUAUAAUCUUAAUGCUGAGAAGGACCAAUAAAACUUGUAUUGUUCCCUAAGUAAGGUUUUGUUACCUUUCUGGUUCUUCAUCUUUGACAUUUGGUGGUUCACGAUUUGUAUGUAACAACAGUUCAAGUGUACAUGUAAUGGGUUGGUUCUGUCUUCUUUAUGUAAUGGGAAACUAAUGAUGAGUCCGGUUCAGCCGCGCUAAACCGAAUCCGGUUCGGUUUGAAAUAUCAGUUAG